Cinara cedri is the source of this 363-nucleotide messenger RNA. The record is from the annotation of a GenBank genome assembly. Lineage: Eukaryota; Metazoa; Arthropoda; Insecta; Hemiptera; Aphididae.
AUGCAGUUUCUGAUAUUAAUCUGGACGGUGGUGGCCACCUCGAUGGUCGUGGAGAGUGUCCGGGUUUCGGACGUCGACAGUGAAUUCCAUGAAAUGUUAAGAUAUCUCCGUGGGCUCAGGUUAGGAUUCCUAUGGCCUGAGAAAAAAAAUUCGAGCGAUGUUUCCACUACUAUAUCACGCUUGUGUCCAACGGGUAUGUUGUUUAGUUCAAUGUGCAAUAAAUGUGUGGUGGCGGGAAAGCUCUGUCCGGAAGAUUAUAAACCAGACUUCCAACUCGAGAAGUGCAUCUAUAUUGGAGUAUCCACGACGGAGUCAAUCUCGGCGGAAACUAACUCGUCAACCGAAGCAACAACUAUAGCAUAA